Molecule: messenger RNA, 2635 nt
Organism: Sitophilus oryzae (rice weevil)
Lineage: Eukaryota; Metazoa; Arthropoda; Insecta; Coleoptera; Curculionidae
Exons: 6
Coding region: 401-1351 (316 amino acids)
Biological process (GO): epidermal growth factor receptor signaling pathway
Molecular function (GO): receptor ligand activity; epidermal growth factor receptor binding
Source: RefSeq, a predicted model, not a curated record
GAGACGGCCUCCGCUGCGUACGGUCCUGUAACGAUCCUUCUCUCGUCCGUUUGCGAGAGCCCGAACGAAAAGUUUUCCCGACAGCCUUCGAGUUUCCGCUCUUUUAAGAUCGCCCAGCUUCGCAACUGCAGACUCUAACGCCAAUUUCCCCAAGUCUAUCGUUGAAUCGCCGUAUAGUGACCGACCGUCGUUGAAAAUCUAGUGUUUCGGUUCCAGUGAACCCUCCUCCUCAUUCCUCGGCAUUAAAUGGAAUACUUUCGCGUCUUCGCUUCUAGUUUGUGACAAUGUUAAUACGAAAUCGUAUUACUACUUGGUGCGCGCAGGCAAAUGGUGAAUCUAGUUCCGAGGAUUUUAGCAAAAGAUGUAAAAAUUUGACGUAAAAGAACGUCGUCGUCCCGAGAUGCCACGAGAAAAAGAAUACAUGAGACCUUCUGGACCACUGGCGUACGUGAUGGCCGGCUGGCCCUGGGCGGGCUUGCGGACCGUAUCGUUCGCCCGCUGCCUGCUUGCCCCCCUAGCAUCGCCGUUCUAUCGUUUCCUGGCCAGAUUUUCAGGAAGAAGACGAAGGAUAUCAUCGUAUCACAAGAAAUACCCGCCUCCUUGGCAUUUUUUAGUGUUACACUUAGUUCUAGUUUCAUCUUUAGUUAGUAUAGUAGAGGCGUGUUCGUCGCGCAGCACACCCAAGCCCCGCCCCCCGGCGCCCACGCCACGCCCCAAUAUAACAUUCCUAACCUACGAAUGCCCCCCUGCCUAUGCUGCUUGGUUCUGUCUCAACGGAGCUACUUGUUUCACGGUUAAAAUCGGAGACAGUCUGCUUUAUAAUUGCAUGUGUGCAGAGGGUUACCAAGGAUCCCGUUGUGAAUAUAAAGAUCUAGACGGAUCAUAUAUGCCAUCUCAACGCCGUUUUAUGCUCGAAACUGCCUCGAUAGCAGGGGGCGCAACGAUCGCCGUGUUCUCAGCUGUCAUUCUAUGUCUUGCCGCUUAUUUAAGAUGGCGCCGAAGCAAAAAAAGUGCCUCAACCGACCAAGUCGAUGGUGCACCCCAUCCCCGUCCCCAGCCAGUGUUUGGUGUUCGGCAUGCUCAAGGUCAUAAUUUGGUGCCCAUUAGGGGGGACAGCUUGAGUCCCCUAAGGGCUGUCCAAGUAAACAGCCACGGAACGUCUAGCCUAGACACUAUAGGAGGUAACAAUCUACCCCCUCGCGAACCCAAUUUGGUUCAUUUCCCCAGAGCGCAUGCUCAGAAUGCCAAUGAAGAGAUUCGCAUCCACGAUAGUACAUGUCUACCUCAGGACCGGGGGGAUCUAACUACGGCAUUACCGAGAGAAGCUCCUCCUUGGAACAAUUUAAAGUAGUAUCGAUAAAGGUGUUAAAAGAUAUCCUUUGAGAGUAGCACAAAAAUAAUUAAUAUACACAAGACGUUUGGAGGAAAACACUUCAUUCUAAUAGACUAACAUAACGUCUGUUUGAAUACUAAAUUUAUCAUAUUGUAAUAAAAGUAAUUUUUGAAAGUACCUAACGCAUUUUAAACAGUUUCUUCCUAUAAUGAAGUAGCCUUUCAAAGGAGAAUAAUUUAACACUGCUAUGAAAAUGCAAAAAAUUGAUAACAAACAACUUUUGCUUAGUGAUAUUAUUAAGAACUGUAUUGUUAGAAAAAUAUACAAGCACCUUGUUAUAUGCAGCUUUGCUAUAAUUAUUUUACCCGUAGCAAAUAAAGUUGUAAUUUUUUGUCAAUCCUUUUGGCAACUUUCCACUUUCCUAAAUGAUAUAAGGAAAAACAUUACAAAAAAAUGUUAGCUAACAUUUAUAAGUUUUAUUAUUUAAUUUAUUUAUAUUCUGUCCUUUUAUAAACGUCCCCCCUUAAUUUUUAAAUUCUUCCAUCCCUAAAUUGUACAAGAGAUGUAAUAUACAAAUUUUUUUUUCUGUAUUGGACACAACGAAAACAUCAAUUUUAAUUAAAAAAAUAAUAGAAACACAGAAGAAAAUUAAUGGUAUGUUAUAACUCUUACCCUUCACAAAACUAGUAAGUGAUGUUUUUUGGGUAACGAAAAAUGUAUAGCAAGUCUGAUUAAAAUGUAAGGCUGAAAUAAUAAUAAGUUAUUGAAUUGUGUAAAUAAAUAUGUACCAAAUUUCAAGGUAUUUUUAAAUGAAUGAAAUGAUAGGAUGUACUAAUAUUUUGUGCAGGUAUCUGUUUUAAUCUUGUAGACCAAAAUGCAACAAAAUUACUAGAUACAUAUAUUAACUCAAAUUACAUUAUAUAUAAUUUUAGUUUCUGGUAAUACACUUAAGAAAUUUUAAAUCUUUGAUAACGUUUUUUUUUGAAUAUAUCUAGUGCGAUUUUUAACAAAAGUGUGCCGCUUUAUACUAUGGUACUUGUUUUGGUGAUAUUCUAUUUUAAUUGUAAUACAUUAUUGGUCUAAAAAAUUUUGUUUUAUUUUGGUCUAAAAGGUCAUUCUUGGUGUAAAAAUAAAUGUUACAUUCCCGAAUGCAGUUUCAAAGAACAGAAGAAUAAAGCCUCGCUACUACUUUGUUACUUGUUAACUUGUUAUAUUUAACUAUAUUCGCAUUAUAAAACCAUAACCACUUUUUUAGAAUUUUAGAUGAAAAUAUUGUGUAAAGACUGUUGCAAGAGGCAGAAA